GUUUUUUUCGAUUCAGACGGAUUGGUAGACGCUUGUGACAUUGAAUUCCGUAAAAAAAUAAAUAAUUAUAAAUUGUCUUGGAAAAUUGUGUGUUAAACUGAGAAAAAAGCAGGAAAAUGUCGAAACGAUCCUCGGACCGCAAUGAAAAGAGUGAAGAUACGCCGCCAAUGUCGCGUCUUUUUGUGAUUUGUGGCAAAAAUCACACCGAAGAGGAAUUUCAAGAGGCGUUCGGUCCUUAUGGAAAUGUCGAAGAGAUUUAUAUGGUUAAGGAUAGAGCAACGGGCGAGCGCAAAGGCGUCUGUUAUGUGAAAUUCAGCAAAACGAGUGAAGCGGCGAAAGCGUUAGAGGCUUUAAAUGGGAAAUCCAUCGGAGCGGAGGGCCGUUCGAUCAAAGUUGUCGUUGCGUCGAGCCGUGACAAGGGUAACAAACGGUAUGCCGACGAGGAAGAACGUUAUCUGAGACUUUUUGUAAUAAUCCCGAAAGAAAUGACGGAAGACCAAUUACGCGACGAGUUCCAACAGUACGGAAACGUAACAGACAUUACUAUCCUGCAUAGUAAAAAUACGAAAGAUGGCAAGUGCUUUGCCUACAUAAAAUUUAAAAAGUUCUCGGACACGGCGAACGCCAUCGAGAAUUGCGACCCGAAAUACAAAGCGGUGUUUGCGGAACCGAAACCCUCGAAAAAUGACAAUAACACCAACAACAUGAAUACCAUGUCGUCCUACAUGAAUUCCUACUCGGACAUGAUGCCCCUGGGACGCUCUGGCGGCGGCGGAGGACCACUUUACGACAGAGACCGUGACACGCGACGCAUGUCCGAUGAUUUACCGCACUUUGGAAUGUCCGCCAUGCCUGCGAUGCAGCAAGAGACGACCCUGAACGUCAUUUGCUCGCCCCAGUUGACGCAAGACCAGUUAUGGCGACUUUUUGACAUCAUACCGGGACUUGACUAUUGUCGGCUGCACGACGACAUGGGACGCUCCAAUACCGCAACUGUCGUCUACACGAGCUACCAAGCCGCCAAGUAUGCCAAGGAGAAGCUGCAUGGCUUCGAGUACCCGCUCGGCGAACGACUGAUUGUCAAGUUGCAGGAAUCGGGGCACGGGAGCAUGAUGUCGGGCGGCGCCGAUCUCUUCAGUUUCGAUACGCCCGGCGGCGUCGGCGGAAGACGCAGCGAUCCCAAUGAUAUUCCCUGCACCACACCCUUGCCUCCGAUCAAGCCGAUGGCAGCGAUGUCGGCUCCGUGCCGAAAACGACUCUUCAUUGUGUGCACAAAUGGACCCUUGCCCGCGAACAUUCUCAAAAAUGCAUUUUGCCGCUUUGGCGAUCUGAUCGAGGUUUUUCUGCUGCCCGGCAAGAAUUGCGGAUAUGCCUUGUUUGCGAACGAGACGUCGGCCGAGGACUGCAUGGCAACGUUGCAUGGCGCCGAACUCGCUGGCGUGCGACUCAAAGCGAUGGAAGCCGACGAACCGAAUCAGGGAGGCCGAAAACGCCUUCGGCAAGACGACAACUAGAAAGACCGAGGACGCAAUUUAUUUAUUUAUUCGCUGAAACACACAAACUCACACACUUAAACACAAACACACAAACACGCAAGAACAAACUCCAAUCAUUUUAACUAUUUUCAUUACAUUUAAUUAAUGUAUAAACACACUUGUAGCAAGGAAACUACUUAGGAACUUGUCGCUCAUACUCUUAUUAAUGACCGAAUCUGCUAUGGGUGAGACAUUUUAAAGAAAGAAAUACAAAAUAACCAUUUUAUUGCUUUAAAUGUGGACAAAAAAGACAAUUUUCUUUCUACAAAAAUUAAAAGUCAGACAAAAAAACUCGGACUGAAGCACAAAAAAGGACAUGUGACUUCAAUCUGACAUCUGAAAAUUCAUUUUUCACAAAGUCUUAGAAAUCUCAUUUUAAAAAAUCCAAAGGUAAGUUUCCUUUUAAUCAAAUUUUCAGUAUUGCUAAACAAAAAGCCUGAAU
This is a messenger RNA of Culicoides brevitarsis, 1977 nucleotides long. RefSeq names its product RNA-binding protein 45. Bases 117 to 1514 code for a protein of 465 amino acids. Gene Ontology annotation, molecular function: RNA binding. The record is from RefSeq and is a predicted model, not a curated record. The transcript has 2 exons. Lineage: Eukaryota; Metazoa; Arthropoda; Insecta; Diptera; Ceratopogonidae.